Messenger RNA from Linum tenue, 1755 nucleotides. NCBI's taxonomy places the organism in Eukaryota, Viridiplantae, Streptophyta, Magnoliopsida, Malpighiales, Linaceae. The record is from the annotation of a GenBank genome assembly.
CUCCAGCUUUCACUGGCCAGGUAUACUAAAGACUCCACCUUUCCCUCUCAUUCAACCUGAGAUUCGCUUGAGUUUCAUUGAUAACGCAAUCAACAGUAAAAUUCUUCCAGGCACGGAAAAUCCCCAUUGGCAAGCCGAAAGGUUUUAGACAGAAGUUGAAGUGCAGAGCAUCAAUGGCGGAGGAGCUAAUCAUCACCCUGCCGGAUGACUGGCAUCUCCACCUUCGCGACGGGGACCUUCUUCAAGCUGUUGCGCCCCACAGCUCGAGUCAAUUUGGAAGGGCGAUUGUGAUGCCAAAUCUGAAGCCUCCCAUUACCACCACUGCAGCAGCCGUUGCUUACAGAGAUUCUAUUAUGAAAACCCUGCCUGCUGGUAGUAACUUUUCUCCUCUUAUGACACUUUAUUUGACGGAUAAGACAAGCCCUGAGGAGAUCAAGCUUGCAAGAAGAAGUGGGAUUGUUUAUGGUGUGAAGUUGUAUCCUGCUGGUGCUACCACAAAUUCCCAAGAUGAGGUUACUGAUCUUUUUGGGAAAUGUCUUGCUGUGCUGGAAGAGAUGGUUGAGCAGAAUAUGCCUUUACUGGUCCACGGGGAGGUCACAGAUCCAAAAAUCGAUAUUUUCGAUCGUGAAAAGGUCUUUAUCGAAACUAUAUUACAGCCUCUAAUCAAGAGGCUUCCCAAAUUAAAGGUUGUCAUGGAGCAUAUCACAACAAAGGAUGCUGCUGAUUUCGUUGCAUCCUGUAGUGAAGGAUUUGUUGCAGCAACUGUCACUCCUCAGCAUCUUCUUCUAAAUAGAAAUGCUAUCUUCCAAGGAGGAUUGCAGCCGCAUAACUACUGCCUUCCAGUACUCAAACGAGAAACCCAUCGACAGGCAAUCGUUUCUGCUGUGACUAGUGGAAGUAAAAGAUUCUUCCUUGGAACCGAUAGUGCACCUCAUGAGAAGCAAUGCAAAGAGUCUUCUUGCGGAUGCGCUGGCAUUUACAAUGCCCCUGUUGCCCUGUCAGCAUACACCAAGGUUUUCGAAGAGGCUGGAGCACUUGACAAGCUAGAAGCAUUCACCAGCUUCAAUGGGCCGGACUUCUACGGCCUCCCCAGAAAUACAUCAAGAGUCAAACUCGCCAAGACUCCAUGGAAGGUACCGGAGUCGUUCUCAUUCUCAUUUGGAGAGAUUGUGCCCAUGUUUGCUGGUGAAACGCUGGAUUGGCAACCUUCCCUCGUCUGAUCGAUCGAAUGUACCCCCAUCUGCUCAUCGCUCUGGUCAUGUCUACGCGGUACAAGUUCGACGAAUGUCAGAUUGUUAGCUUUAAAUCAAAGGUUUGUAGACAACAGCAAAUGGUGGGAUGAAGUUUUAUAUGCACCUGAAGUCCUGAAUGAACAUUCAGGGUAGGACAGAGGUAAGCAUAUACUACAAUACCCAUGAUGAUUCCUCUACCCUAAUUUCUCCUUCAUAGGCUUGGGCCUUGGCCCACGAGAUCCAAGUAGCGGCAGGUGGGCCGCACAUGGGCUUGUAUGUAACCUUCAGGUCCAGCCUCUGCUUUGUUUGUUGUUCAAAGUUUUUUUCUUCAAUUAUCAUUUCCUCUAAUUUUGAGUGACUAAUGCUAAUGUACACUUCUACACCUAUCAAAGGGAUUACACAUUGGUAGUGGAAGAGUUCUGCCUUUACAUUAUGACCUAUUUCUAAGUUUGUACCCUCCAUGUAUUUUAUGUGCUUUCUUGUAUCAUCAUCAUCCUAUUAUGCUUCAUUCUCAAGGUUCGCC